This is a messenger RNA of Emiliania huxleyi CCMP1516, 1087 nucleotides long. RefSeq lists its product as hypothetical. NCBI's taxonomy places the organism in Eukaryota, Haptophyta, Isochrysidales, Noelaerhabdaceae. The transcript is spliced from 6 exons. The record is from RefSeq and is a predicted model, not a curated record. The annotation marks the transcript as partial.
CAGCUCGGCCCGACCGUCCGCUCGACCUACUGCCGCGAGCACGGCCUCGCGACCUCGAUGCUCGAGCGGCUGAUGAAGCUGCCGCUCUACGCGCCGCCCGGGGACGGCGCCUCCCCUCCACCUCCCUCCUCCGGCCCUCCCUGCGUCACCAAGCUGGUGCGCAAUUACCGCUCGCACGCCGCGCUGCUCUCGCUGCCGUCGCGGCUCUACUACGGCGACGCGGCGGCAGGAGGAGCGAGCUGCAGGAGUGCGCCGACCCCGCGACGGUUCCCGCUGCUCUUCUACGGCGUCUCGUCGGCGCACACGCACGAGGUGGACUCACCCUCCUUCUUCAACCCGGUGGAGGCGGAGAAGGUCGCGGAGCUCAUCGAGAGGCUGCUCGCCGCCAGCAAGGCGGACGGUACCGGCAUCACCACCAACGACGUUGCGGUGGUGACGCCGUACCGCAAGCAGGUGGUCAAGGUGCGGCAGCUGCUCCGCUCGCUUGGGCUGGGCGCGGUCCGCGUCGGCUCGGUCGACGACUACCAGGGACAGGAGGAGACGAUCAUCAUCAUCUCAACGGUGCUCGCGUCAUACGGCGACCGCAGCAGCCUCGGCCGGCUCGCGUCGCCGCACAGCCUCAUGUCGUCGCCGCAGCGCUUCAACGUCGCCAUCACGCGCGCGCGUGCGCUGCUCGUCGUGGGCGACCCGAACGCGCUGAUCGACGACCCGUCGUGGCGCGAGCUGCUCCGGUACGCGGUCGAGAACGACUCCUAUCGCGGCUGCCCCCACCCGCUAAUGAUGGAGGGCACCGAGGACGAGGCGCGUCUGAGAACACGAUGGCGCAGCUCGCCGACCACGUGGCGAACUCGGUGCUGGGCAGCGGCAACGCGGUCGCCAUGUUCCCCACCCUCGCGGGCGAGGCGACGUACGACGGCGCGUACGAUGAGUCGGACGACCAGCCCUGGCGCGUCAUGCUGUGACCCGCGCUAGGCCUACGGGCGGUGGCGCCCUCGCCCCUCCUGCCGUGGUUGUCAAUCCUUGCCGCGCAUCUGUCUAGUCAAGUACGUAUAUGUACGUAAAGGUGGUAAAGCGAGAAGAGGUACGU